UCGCGCCACAACGCGAACUAGAAGUGGUAGAACUCUUAUUUAACAUGGUCGACGAGCCGGCCAGUGCUCAGUCGACCGCCGAGAGUAUAUUAGACUUAUUCACAUUCUCUCUCUCUUUCUCUUUCUCUCGAUAUCCCUCAUCGUCGAUAUCUUUUCAAGCUUCAAGGAGAAAGUAGUCAAAGAGAGAAGGUUACUCAGUGAUCAAUAAAAUAAAUCAAUUCGAUGGUGUGUCAAUUAAAAAGAUUUUCUUCCAAAGCAGCAUGAUGAUCGUCUGGACGAUAUCUCUUGGACUUCUUCUUUUGAUCAAAUUCUCUGAUGGAUCUCAAGACUUCAGUUACGAUGGAAAUCAUGGUCCGUCACACUGGCCCAUCGAUUAUCAGUCCUGUGUUGGGAAACAUCAAUCACCCAUUAACAUAGAGGAACACAAUGUAAAAAACAUCAACCUACCUCCAUUACGUUUUGAAAAAUUGGACGUCCCACGUUCCUCCUUCAUAACGAACAACGGACAUACAGUGAUGAUCAAGACGAACGAGUCAGAAGCAGCUGUCGUUUCCGGUGGACCUCUUCGUGAUAAUUACAUUUUCGAACAACUUCACUUUCAUUGGGGUGAGAAUGAUUCUGAAGGGUCCGAAGAUUACAUCAAUAAUCAUUCGUUCGCUAUGGAACUCCAUGCUGUCUUCUAUAAACAGAGUUAUAAGUCGAUGACCGAGGCGGUCAACCAUCCGGAUGGACUUGCCGUCUUUGCAUAUUUCUACGAGGCAGCCGAUAAAGAGAAUCCAACUUACAAGCCUAUAGUUGAAGUAUUACCCAAAGUAGAAACAGUUGGUAGUAAGCAUGAAUUAAAGGAGCCAUUAUUAUUGGAACAUUUAUUAAUACCGAAUAUGUCAACCAUGCAAAAUUAUUUUACGUAUAAUGGCUCUUUGACAACUCCACCUUGUUCAGAAGUCGUUACGUGGGUCGAUUUUAAAAAUCCUCAAUUAUUAUCGCAUGAUCAGUUGGCUGCGUUUCGUAACCUUCGUACAUCCGAUGGUAACAAACUAACGCAUAAUUUCCGACCGGUACAACCUUUAUCCGAUCGAUUGGUUUAUCAUAACGUUUUUAACAUAGACAACGAUGUACCACUAGAAAAUAAUUUAAACAACAAUGAAGAUGCAGGAGAUAAAUACAACGGUGCACUUUCGAUACGUAACAGCGCUACUAUGUCGAUUCUCUUUGUUGUUUCAACAGUUUUAGUAACUAUCUAAAGAUAAACAAAUAUAUAUGUCUAGUCAAGCGUAUAAUAAUCGCACUUCUUCGGUUUUACAGAGAAGAUUAUUUUAUAGAAUUAUAAUUAUAUAAAUUAUUUUAUUCGGAUGAUUAUCUCUCGUUGUCAUUGAAAUGCAAUGUGUGAUUUUUGAUAUUUGUUCUAAUAAUUCUGACGGUAUAUAUAUAUACAUAUUUUUUUUAUAACUUAAACGUUUAUCUAUGCAAUCAAUUGUGCACGCGAUAUGUAUGCUUUUAUGUUUUCAUCAUUUUUAUACACAGCAUCCAUAUUUUGCGGCAAUUACAUUUAUAAAAUAAAAUAAAAUUGCUUCUUUUUAA
Molecule: messenger RNA, 1581 nt
Organism: Vespula vulgaris
Lineage: Eukaryota; Metazoa; Arthropoda; Insecta; Hymenoptera; Vespidae
Product: carbonic anhydrase 7-like
Exons: 6
Coding region: 261-1244 (327 amino acids)
Cellular component (GO): cytoplasm
Molecular function (GO): zinc ion binding; carbonate dehydratase activity
Source: RefSeq, a predicted model, not a curated record